AUGACCACUAUUCAUCACGUGUCUGGCUUCCUCAUCUCCCUCUCCCUCCCAUCUUCACUCCCCACCGUGUCCCCUUUUCGUAAUACAGUAAUUGCCGGAUGGAUAAUGGCGGCAUCCUUCCUGCGCCCCUCCACAUUCGGCCCCAAAGACGAGGACUACCUGAAAAGUCGCUUCUCAAACUAUGGCCGGCCGGUCCAACUUGCCGCUUUGUGGCUUCUCGAUGUGCAAGAACUACGCAAGAUCAACGAGCUAAUCAUACAUGGGAGUGAUAAGACGGUCAUGUCUUUCAAGGAGAGCCAGACUAGUGCCGUGGGCAUGGUGGCUGUUGCGCUUGUCAAGUCGGCCAUUGUAUCUCAGCUAUCAUCUACCACUCUCCAAAUACCCGCCCUCUCCAAUAUAAACUGGACAGCCAGCGCUUUCAUCAUCGCCGCGCUCCUCUUCUCCAUCCUCGCAACCAUGCUUGCCUGUCUUCAGCGGCAAAUAUUAGGCGCAUUGAAUCAGCCCAAGGGAGUCAGGAUGUGGUUGAGUAACGGAUCUGCUAAUUGCUUGCACUCGAAGAACGGUGGCCGUUCAUCUUCCCGUGGAAGGUCAGGGGAAUUGGGCGGAUUGCAGACUUCGAUCGCCAGUUUGCUGCUGCUGAGACUACCGAAUGCAUUUCUGUUGUCCGGUGUGAUGUGCUUUCUGAUUGGGUUUGGCCUGUUUCUUGGCUUUGCUUGGAGACAGGAUCUAGAUAACACGCCGUCACGGGAUAGUAACCGGGCGGUUAUGAUUAUGUAUAUUGUGGUGGGGUGUGUUACUUUCUUCGCAACUGGCGGAUUGGUGAAAUGGAAGAUGUCAGAGGUGGAUCAGGUAGAGAAGGUUGUUGGGAAGGAUAUCGAGGAGGGCGAUGAUGUGGAAGAAGCAGAGAGCAGUAGCGGCCAAGACGAGGAUAAUGAAAGUGAAGGAGAGGGUGAGGCUUUGCUGGGGAAGAAGAAAAACGACGGCACUUGCUCACAGAAAGAAGUCUCGCAUCAUAUACGUAUUGCCGAGGCGCUCGAAGAUGCAGCGAGGGCACAUAGACACCUUGCGAAGCUCAUGAGAAAUGAUAACCAGGAGAAUGAGGACAGCUAG
Molecule: messenger RNA, 1110 nt
Organism: Endocarpon pusillum Z07020
Lineage: Eukaryota; Fungi; Ascomycota; Eurotiomycetes; Verrucariales; Verrucariaceae
Exons: 2
Coding region: 1-1110 (369 amino acids)
Source: RefSeq, a predicted model, not a curated record